UCUCUGGGUCUGGACACAGCCCCAAAGCUGAGAGUGGCAGCAGUUUGUGGGAGUGAGCGGUGGAGGGGACACGGCUGCAGAGAGCAGCACCGGAGCUCAGCGGAGGGUCUCACUUGCCCCGUUUGCCCGGACCUGGUCAAGGGUCCGGUUUCUCUGGUUUGCGGCCACAGCUUCUGCCGCUCGUGUCUCGCAGGGCUUUGGGAGAGGCCGGAGGCUCACUCCUGCCCGGAGUGUCGCCAGGUGUGUCCGGGAGGGGAGCUGAGAGCAGGUCGACCAAUGGAUAAUUUGGCUGAAAAAGCUCAAAAUCUCAGUCUGGAUCCGAAACGGGGAGAAAGGGAACACCGUUGUGAUGAUCAUCGGGAAGAGCUGAAGCCGUUCUGUGAGACGGAUAAGAAAUUGAUCUGUGAGAUGUGUCUCAUUUAUGCUGAGGAACAGAAUCACAAAUCACUCAGUGAUGUCCAUAGACAAAGCUUUCUCCUGUGUUGUAGCCACAGCUUCUGCCGCUCCUGCAUCACACAGUGCUGGGAAAAUAAGGGCGUGAACACCUGUCCUGUGUGUCAGGAGCCUUUCCCGGAAAGGAACCUCAGGACCAAUCGGGCCCUGGCCAACCUGUCAGAGAAAGCUCAGGAGUUGAGGCUGACCCCAAAAGAGACAGAAAUUAAACGUCGCUGUGAGAAACACCAGCAAGAACUCCAGCUGUUCUGUGAAACUGACAGGAAAUUGAUGUGUUUAGUUUGCAGAGAUUCCCGGGAACACAGAGAUCACAGCUUCCUGCCCAUUGAUGAAGCUGUUGAAAUCUACAAGGAUAAAGUGAAAUCCUCCUUAGCUUCUCUCACACAGAGGAAGGCCACUGCUCUCACAGCUAAAGAGAAACAGAAACAAAAGAUUUCACAAGUGAAGCAACAGGCGAACAGUCUGGAGAACCACGUCACGGCAGAGUUUGCUAAAAUGCGCCACAGCCUCACUGACAGAGAGCAGCGUGAGGAAACUGCUCGGAAGAGAAGGAUCAGUGCUGAUGGUUUUGUGCUGUCAGUGUCUGGGGGGGAUCUGCCUGUGGGGAUAUACAAAGGGCCUCUACAGUACACAGUCUGGAGAGAGAUAAUACACAGCAUCAGCCCAGCUCCGGCCGCUCUGACUCUGGAUCCUGACACAGCCCAUCCCCGGCUCAUCCUGAGUGAGGACCGGACCAGUGUGAGAGACGGAGAUGAAGAGCAGCCGCUCCCUCACUCCCCGAAGAGGUUUAGUGACGAUCCCAUUGUCCUGAGAUCUGAGGGCUUCACAUCGGGGAGACAUUACUGGGCGGUGCGGGUGGGCAACAAGUCAAUGUGGGCUGUGGGAUUGGCCACAGAGUCUGUCAACAGGAAACAACCAAUCACUUGGUCACCAGAGGGUGGGGUCUGGGGGUUGUGGCUGUGGUUUGGGGUCUAUGAGGCUCUGACGUCACCCCCCACCCCUCUGCCCCUGACAGUGAGACCCGGGAAGGUCGGGGUUUACGUGGACUAUGAGGGGGGACAGGUGUCAUUUUACAACGCUGACAACAUGGCUCAUCUCCACACUUUCACCCAAACUUUCACUGAGAAACUUUAUCCUCUGUUCAAUCUCAGGUUUGGUUCUGAGCCUCUGACGAUCUGA
Callorhinchus milii (elephant shark) is the source of this 1632-nucleotide messenger RNA. RefSeq names its product zinc-binding protein A33-like. NCBI's taxonomy places the organism in Eukaryota, Metazoa, Chordata, Chondrichthyes, Chimaeriformes, Callorhinchidae. Gene Ontology annotation, molecular function: zinc ion binding; protein binding. The annotation marks the transcript as partial. The transcript has 7 exons. The record is from RefSeq and is a predicted model, not a curated record.